AUGGAUUUGAGGGGAGGAGGAGAGUUUUUCAGGGGGGCAGAAUCGAGCGGGAUGGAGGUUGACGAGGAGAACGCGGACAAGGGAGCGAUACUUCGAGCAGCUGCGCAGGAGGGGAACUUCGACAUGCUGCAGAUGCUUCUGCUUCAUGGAGCAGCCGUCGACGACGCGGAUCCCGACCUGCAAUGCACGUCCUUGCAUCAUGCGGCGAGAUAUGGUGGAGGCAGCGGUACCUACGGAGGAGGCUCGCUGACUGUUCCUUCAGGAGACGUCAGGUGUGUGGAGCUGCUGAUAGAGCAUGGCGCAGACGUGAACGCAGCGACGAGGAGCGGCUUCAAGCCCAUCCACUUUGCAUCCGCGCAUGGCUGGGGCCAAGUCGUCAACGCGCUCGUGUCGGCAGGAGCAGACAUCGAUGAUGCCGUAGCCCUUGACUUGUCCUUCGACGCUUCUCCACAGAGUCCUGAGGAGGAAAGGUACAUGCAAGCCUUCAAGCUUGCUGCUUGCUUGAAGCAGUAUCCAAACAUGCCGACCAAGUGCAUUGAAGUGCCGCAGAAAGGCUCUAUGGGUAAGGAUUAA
Guillardia theta CCMP2712 is the source of this 573-nucleotide messenger RNA. RefSeq lists its product as hypothetical. Gene Ontology annotation, molecular function: protein binding. Bases 1 to 573 code for a protein of 190 amino acids. NCBI's taxonomy places the organism in Eukaryota, Cryptophyceae, Pyrenomonadales, Geminigeraceae. The record is from RefSeq and is a predicted model, not a curated record. Gene Ontology annotation, cellular component: nucleus; cytoplasm. The transcript has 4 exons.